This is a messenger RNA of Suillus paluster, 315 nucleotides long. RefSeq lists its product as uncharacterized. Lineage: Eukaryota; Fungi; Basidiomycota; Agaricomycetes; Boletales; Suillaceae. Bases 1 to 315 code for a protein of 104 amino acids. The transcript has 2 exons. The record is from RefSeq and is a predicted model, not a curated record.
AUGCAUCCGACCCCACUUCCAUCAGAUACACUCUCUUUGAACAAUGCGCCCGCACAGGUCGUGCAUCCAUUUUACUCCAGUGAUUCAGCAGCAACCGCAUUUGCGCGUGCCACUGUCAGCCCUGACACUCUCGAUGCCUACAUGAGCAUCACGACGUCUCUCAAAUUCAACAAACAUUCAUUUGAGGAGCUACGGCUAGCGUGCCUUCUUGCUGGCAAGGAACUUACUUCAAUUGAAAUUCCGACACGUGGGUUGCUACCAGCCCCAGCUGCCCUACCCCUCAUUGGAUGCCCACGGGGUGAAACACUCCGAUAG